GAUGGUGUUAAUUGCUGAUUGCCAGCACCUGAGAACCAAUUAGUCACCCGGUAUAAAAACCCUUCACAGCUUAUGUUGGUCACCUCAGCAGCUCUUCAUCCUCACUGUGUCCGCUGCAGCAGCUGACUUUGGAAAUGGCUUUGGCAGAUAAGAAGGCGCUGAUUGUGUAUGCCCACCAGAGCCCCGGCUCUUUCAACGCUGCUGCCAAAGACAUUGCUGUGGAUGUUCUCACCGCUACGGGCUGCACGGUGACCGUGUCCGACCUCUAUGCUAUGAAGUUUAAAGCCACCGCUACAGCUGAGGACAUCAUUACUGAGGGUCAAGUCAAGCAGGCUGAGCACUUCCAUUAUGCCAAGGAGACCAAAGCGGCGUGGGAGGAAGGAAAACUCUCUGCUGACAUCACCGAGGAGCAACGGAAACUCUCAGAAGCCGAUCUCAUCAUCUUCCAGUUCCCCAUGUACUGGUUCAGUCUGCCCGCCAUCCUGAAGGGCUGGAUCGACCGGGUGCUCGUGCCUGGCUAUGCGCACUCCAAAGAGAAGCGGUACAGUCGGGGCAUCUUCAAGGACAAGAGAGCUGUGCUGUCUUUCACUACUGGCUCUCAGGAGUCCAUGUUCAGUGCUAAUGGCAUCAAUGGUGACAUGAAUGUAACACUCUGGCCAAUUCAGAAUGGCAUGCUGCACUACUGUGGCUUCCAAGUUCUGGCACCUCAAAUCUUCUGGGCUCCAUCCCACAUGCCCCAGGAGGCCCGCGCUGCCAUGCUCCAGGCCUGGCGCAGCCGCCUUAACGGUCUCUUGGAAGAGGCCCCGCUGUGUUUCACACCCAUGGACUGCUUUGACGGAGAGGGCUUCCAGCUGAAGCCAGAGGUCCAGGAGAAGCACGCCGGCAAGAAGUUUGGGCUCACUGUGGGCACCCACAUGGGACUGGCUGUACCACCUGACAACCAGAUGAAGGCUGGCGUCUAAAGUUUAUCAACUUGAUUAAUAAAAAGCCUCAACCAGACUUGACUUUCUAUUUCAUAAAUUGAAUAUAUUGGAGUCUAAUCUGUGUGGGCAUAAUGGAAUCUUGGCCUGGUGCAAUAAAAGAUGUUAUUGAUUUAG
Phyllopteryx taeniolatus (common seadragon) is the source of this 1097-nucleotide messenger RNA. Its product is annotated as ribosyldihydronicotinamide dehydrogenase [quinone]-like. The coding region runs from base 135 to 962 and encodes 275 amino acids. The record is from RefSeq and is a predicted model, not a curated record. The transcript has 6 exons. Lineage: Eukaryota; Metazoa; Chordata; Actinopteri; Syngnathiformes; Syngnathidae. Gene Ontology annotation, molecular function: NAD(P)H dehydrogenase (quinone) activity. Gene Ontology annotation, cellular component: cytosol.